CUCAGUGCUCUACAGUCAGUGUGGGAGGAGUGUAGUUCUCGUCCAGAUCAGGAGACACUUGACGUGAAAAUGACGGACGAGCAGCAACAAAACCAAGAGGAUGACAACACCCCAGGAAUGGGCGACAUGAAAACUGCCUUCGCCACCGGCCAGCGAGGCAGGAAGGGCGCCCUCAAGAAGAAAAAUGUGUUUAUAAUAAAUGAUCACAAGUUCAUCCCCCGAUUCUUCAAGCAACCCACCUUCUGUAGCCACUGCAAGGACUUUAUAUGGGGCUUCGGAAAGCAGGGAUACCAGUGCCAGAUUUGCAGCUUCGUGGUUCACAAGCGGUGCCAUGAGUUCGUCACCUUCAAAUGCCCAGGCAGGGAUAAAGGAGCAGACUCUGACCAAGCUGAUAACCUAACACACAAGUGGUUCGAGGCUUCUUACACUACCCCAACCUUCUGUGAUCACUGUGGUUCCAUGAUGCAUGGUGUGUGGAACCAAGGAAUGAAGUGCAAGACUUGUAACAUGAACGUGCACAAGAGGUGCACAGAGAGCGUGCCCAACCUAUGUGGGUGUGACCACACUGAGAGGAGAGGAAGGGUAGAGCUGGUCAUCAGCUGCCAGGGUAACAAACUGACUGCUGAAGUUCGCGGGGCCAAGAAUCUCAUUCCCAUGGAUCCUAACGGCCUCUCCGAUCCUUACAUCAAAAUGAAGCUUAUCCCAGGCACUGACAACAUGAAGAUGAAAACUAAGACGAUCAAAUCCACUCUCAACCCUGUGUGGAAUGAAACUCUUACUUGCGAGCUGAAGCCUGAGGACAAGGACCGCCGCCUGCUGGUGGAGUGCUGGGACUGGGACCGCACUUCGCGCAACGACUUCAUGGGCUCCAUGUCCUUCGGCAUCAGCGAGAUCAUCAAGUCUCCCAUGGUCGGCUGGUUCAAGUUCCUGACGGAGGACGAGGGGGAGUUCUACAAUGUGCCGUGUCCUCCUGAAGGCACGGACAUCUCCGCACUCAAGGAGAAGUUUAGGAAUACGUCGCUCUCCAAGAAGACUCCCAGCACCACAGACAAUCACAUCCCACACAACAUGAAUAAGAGGGACAUCAUCCGUGCUACUGACUUCAACUACUUGAUGGUGCUAGGCAAGGGUUCCUUCGGCAAGGUGCUGCUGGCUGAGAGGAAGGGAACAGAUGAUCUUUAUGCCAUCAAGAUCCUGAAGAAGGACAUCAUAAUUCAGGAUGAUGAUGUAGAGUGUACCAUGAUAGAGAAGAGAGUCCUCGCCCUAGCUAGCAAGCCUCCCUUCCUUGUUCAGCUCCACUCCUGCUUCCAGACUAUGGAUCGGUUAUACUUUGUGAUGGAAUAUGUGAAUGGUGGCGAUCUCAUGUUCCAGAUCCAACAAUGUGGCAAGUUCAAGGAGCCUGUUGCUGUGUUCUAUGCAGCAGAGAUUGCCAUUGGAAUGUUCUACCUCCACUCUCGCAGCAUUGUUUACCGUGACCUGAAAUUGGACAAUGUACUCUUGGAUCAAGAUGGACAUAUCAAGAUUGCUGAUUUUGGCAUGUGCAAGGAAGGUAUUUCAGGAGAGAAAACUACCAAGACAUUCUGUGGAACACCAGAUUAUAUUGCUCCAGAGAUAAUAUUAUAUCAACCAUAUGGCAAGAGUGUGGACUGGUGGGCGUAUGGCGUACUACUGUAUGAAAUGCUGGUUGGGCAGCCACCGUUUGAUGGCGAGGAUGAGGAGGAACUUUUUGCUGCCAUAACUGAUCAUAAUGUCUCAUACCCAAAAUCACUUUCCAAAGAAUCGAAGGAAUGCUGCAAGGGAUUCCUGACCAAGCAACCCCAGAAGCGACUAGGGUGUGGCCCCAAGGGUGAAGAGGAUGUUCGAACACAUCCUUUCUUCAGGAGACUUGACUGGGAGAAGUUAGAGAAUCGAGAAGUUCAGCCGCCUUUCAAGCCUAAGAUUCGCCAUCGUAAGGACGUCAGCAAUUUUGACAAGCAGUUCACUUCCGAGCGCACUGAACUGACUCCCACUGAUAAACUCUUUAUGAUGAACCUCGACCAGACUGAAUUCAAUGGUUUCUCUUAUCUCAACCCAGAGUACAUACAACAUGUGUAGAAUCUGAACAGAUAUAUGUACUGUCAUGUUUGUACUCAUUUUUAUCAGGUCAGUUGCACUUGUUACUGGACAUGCAUCAUAACUAUUACUGUUCCACAUAACAUGUUUAAAUCUAAUUUUGUUGCUACCUACAGUAUCCUCAUUGGCCAUUUUCUGAAAAAAUUAUCUUGUGCUGCAUCUUACUACACUGUCAUUUUCAGUGCCUAGAAUAUUUACAUUAAGAGGAAUGUGUUCCUCAGGCUAUCUUGAAUUGUUUUAUAUUAAAUUCAGUCCAUAUUAUACAAGUGGCUUAAUGCAGUAUAAAUUAUUAUUGUAUUAGUAACUCUGGGUGUGCAUCCUGCCUGCUAGUCAGACAGUAUUCAACCAAAAAUUACAUUAUUUUUUUUAAAUAAUUGAACAUGUAAAUUAGUUUUUUAUUACAACUUCCUUUUGUGCUUUGAUCAAACAACCUUGGUGUGCUAGACAGAGCAACAUGUUCUUAUAACAGUAUUAUGAAUGAAAGAGGUUUUGUAGUUGUAUUAUGGCAUAGCAAACAGUUGGUAAAAAGGUAUAUAGAGCAAAAGAAUUCCUUUAUUAAUAUGACCUUUCACCUACAUGAGACUUUAUCAAUUAAUAAAGACUUGUGUAGUUUAAACAUCAUACUGCUAAAGGUCUCCUUUUGUUGCAUGUGUCUUUUUAUUGAAAGAGGUUUUACCUAUUCAGGUUUCCCUUGCUUUAUGUGAAUUCUCUAUUAUGCAAUCUCCAGUUUCUUUUGAUAUUUCUGUAUGUGUAAUUUACAGUCAUUGUAAGUGAAGAAUGAAUUAAGUGUUGUUGGUCUGAUUUGAGUUCUGUUCAACUGCCAUGGGUCAAAUGUGUCUACCACAUAAAGCCAGGGACAUCUUUAGAUGGACUUAAUUUUCUUUUUUGCAUGUGAAAUGUCUGUAAGCAGGAUUUAUCAGCGAAUUUUAGCCACUUCCUGACAAAGGAAGUGGCUAAAAUUUAUAAAUACAGUACAAUCUCAGUCAUCUGGAAUUUUUAUGGCAAAGUAAUUUCCAGAAAAUAAUAACACAAUAAUAUUAAUAAUUAUAAUAAUUAUACAGUGGACCUCCGGUUAACGAUAUUUUUUCACUCCAGAAGUAUGUUCAGGUGCCAGUACUGACCGAAUUUGUUCCCAUAAGAAAUAUUGUGAAGUAGAUUAGUCCAUUUCAGACCCCCAAACAUACACGUACAAACGCACUUACAUAAAUACACUUACAUAAUUGGUCACAUUCGGAGGUAAUCGUUAUGUGGGGGUCCACUGUACUAUCAUUUCAUUAUUCAUAAAUAUAGUACAAUAUGUUAAAAGUGCAAAGUAUAUACAGUAUUUUGGGUAAACUUGUGCUUUAAAAGUGAGAGAUUAAAGAUUAUUUAAUAGUGAUAUUAAAUGGUCAGGUUAGAAAUGACUAGACUAUGCAACCUGUACUUGUUUUACCCAUAAUUUAAAUUUAGUAAAUAUGUUGCAAUUUUUCCAUUUAUUUUGACUUACAAAAGUGUAAUUGUGUGCUGAAUUAAUAUGAACCACACAGGUUGUGGUUCAUAUUGAUAGGGUUGUGUACACAUGUGUACAUUCUUACACCAUGCACUUUCAAACAUCCCACAAAUGCUCUUUUUAAAUAGUGUAAUAUAAUGAGCACUUAUUAGAACUAAUUUAUACUUUGGAGGUACAGUACAUUAAUCAUUAACAAUAAAAAUGAUUAGUAACCAAAGAUGAGUUACUGAUAUAGAUUAUUUUUUUAAAUUUCAGCCAAGUAUCAGAUGGUAUGAUGCAACUUAGAGCGCUGUAUGACCCUGGUGGUUUAGCGCUUAGUUUUGAUUAUAAUAAUAAUGUGAUACAAGUUGUUAGUUUAUUGAGGUAUACACAAAUACAGUUACAUAGAUUAUCACACAUAGCAGCUAUGUGUAGAGAACCUAGGAUAACCUUAAAAAAGUCAGUGACUUAUUUCCAUUGCCAUCAGCACAAUAUUCAAACUGCCUUUGCACUAGCUGAGCUAGGACUGCGUAGUACAUAGUGCUUACUAGUCUUUACCAACUUAGGCAGUAGAGAAGAUUAAGGAUGGAGACAAUAUGCUUUCCAUUCUCUCUUUUUAAAAAAGCUUGUAGUGCUGUGCAUGUCCUAAAUUAUAUUAUCUUGCUCUUCUGCUACUAUCAUUCCAUUGCACUGUUCUAUAUUUAUAAGGUUAAUGCCUUAUUAAUCAUUUGGCAUAAAAUUUUAGCAGUUUUUCAAAUUGUUUCACACACUGUUGAAAUAUAUUAACAUUAAAACUCACACAGGUUUUGCAAUGACUGGUCCUUACUUAACAUGUGCAGAAUUUCCACUUUCUGCAUAAGGGUUACCAUAAUUCAGAGUUAACCUCACACUUUAGAGAGGAAACUUUAGACAUUUCUGUAUGUCCAGGAUCAUUAUAAAGUUGCAACUGAGGAAAUUGAGAGAGAACCAUAAAACAGGUCAGUAAAGAGGGAAGGCAGGGAUGAAAAUACCAGAAAACAGCUCAUUAAGUGGUCAGUAGUAGUAGUAGUAAGUUAAGUGAAAUAAUUUACAUCCAGAAAAAAUGGAAUAGCUGGUUAGCAUAAUGGGCUUUCUCUUUGUAUUUCCAGUACUAGCAUGUUCAUUACUUAGAGAACAUAUUUUUAUGCUAUUAUAAGCAUAGAAAUAAUUGAUUAUAGUAAUGGCAGCUCCCAGAAAUGCCCAUUUUCAUUUUUACUAAAAAAUAAAUUGUUUCCUUUAAAUUUUAUUCUUAGAAACAAGGUUUUUGGAUUCUUCCAUUGUAUAAGAGCUUCCAGAGUGCUGUAUAGAAUUCCAGAUUAUCGAGAUUGUACUGUAUUACAUUUUUAUAAAUAUCAUUGUGUUAAAAAUUAUGGGUUUCCCAUUAAAGUCGAACACCAAAAAUCCAGAGGCUGUAACUCUCUUGAGCUUAUGGUUAACAAGUGAAGAACACUGGCCAACCUGUCUGUUUCAUUAGAAAACCUUUGGUGAAGGGAGGUAUAAUGGAACCAAAGUUUUAUCACUGCAAGCCCAGGGCACUGGUGUUGAUCCAUGCUAUAUCAUCUAAACACAGUUACUUGUUAAGAAUUUUAUAGAUGCAGCACAGACUUUCUUUCCUGUUACAAUAAAGAUGUGUAAGUAAUGCUACACCUCAUUUUUUCACUCUGGUGACUAUAAAUUAAAUAUAAGGUCAAAAGAUGUUAGAAAGUGUCUAGUGCAGAUAUAAAAGUGUCAGAAAAUCACAUGACUCAGGAACACAGAAGAGAAACAUGCUAUAGGUAUCUAUAUAGCAGAAAGUAACAUUACUACAGAAACUUGAUUAUGGAGGAAACUUUUCUAAUCUCUAGACAGACUGAGGCUGGACAUUAUCAAUUUAUCAUUUGAAAAACAGCAAGAGAAACUUUUUAUUUUUUUCCAACAAACUGGCCAUAUCCUACAGAGGCAGGGGUAACCUAAAACAAAAAAAUAGAAACACUUUCACCGUCAUUCACACUAUCACUGUCUAUAGGCAAGUUUUUUAAGCCAUUACUUAAGCUCAAAAUGGUGUGACUAUUUUCAAAGUUGGUUUUCCAUUUUUAAAAAUCACCAAGGCAUUCAUCUCCUCAGAGUGCCUACAAAACCGUUGUUUUCCGUAUACGACUCUGCAAGACAGUGUGGAAAAAUUUGCUUGUUUGCUCACAGAACAUGUAACCUCUAAACAUAUAUAAAAUGCAGGUGUAACAGGAAUAUUUUGGAGAGAUUUGCCAAAGCAAUUUAAUGCUUGUAGAUAUGGAAAAAACAGCACCUUGAAUGAAUUUUGGUUUGCUAAGUACAAAGAAAGUCACUAACAUGCCAGGGCAUUUCAGGCAGGCUAAUCCUAGUACACAGUAACUACUUAAAACUAGACAAGAUAAUAGUGGUUAACUUGAUUACAAUCCUAUUUAAUCUAAUAUUAAUGUGAGGUAGUCAGGGUGGAGGUUUAUAAGAAUAGUAAUCUUGUAGUUGCACAUAAAAAAAAUAUUACAAUUAAUGGUUCAGGUAGUAAUAUUUCAUGGAUUGGCAGAUAUUUAAUAACCUAGAGGUCACAUAAUAUAACUAAUUAGAAGUUGAACCCAAGGAGGUUAAUUGUCUUAGUAUUUGCUAAUAACUGCAAGCACAUACAAAUAUAAAUAUUUCCUUGUAGAAAAAAUUCUCUAAGAAUUCAAAGGUGUCAUUGGAGAAGUGUGUAUACCAUCUGUUACAGGUGAUAUAAUAAACUGUAUAGAUACUAAACUGUUUAUUACAAAGUAGGAAGUAGGGCAGAUGUAUGGGCUAUAGGAAAUGAUAAUCAGAGCUAAUUCUAUUUCACAUUUGAAUUUGAAGGUACAAACUACAGCAACAGUAUCAGAGGGCAGAGAGAGAGGCAAUUCUGUGAAGCAGAUGAUACUAGUAUCAUAGUUAAAUUAUUUUCAUGGGGAGGUACUAUACCCAUAAGGGUUGUACAGUUCCUUGGAAAUAGGAGGCAAUCAAUCAGGUUUGGCUCAAGGUUCAGUUCUCUUAUUGUCAAGGCACCUCCCUUGAAGACUGUAACUAUUUAUGGUUUCAAAAUGAGUAUUUGGUAGCCUCUUAUAAUACUUAGUCAAUCUCCAGUACUAUUACAGAAAACUGAAAAGCAAGAAUUGGAACAUUUGAUAAGAAAAGCAAUAUUAGUUGACCAGUUUUGUGCAGUACUCUGCAUCUUUACCUUGAUUAUUAUUACUAAAUAAUCAUGGAAAAACACAAAACCCAUAUAGGUCAUAUGGUGCCAGGGGAUUGGAAGAUAAUUCAAUUUAGUCCAGGGGGAUGGGAGAGUAGGUUCAGUCCCCUUGAUGAUCUUUAUAUUUUAGUCUCCUCUGGUUUUAUUGACAGAUGCUACAAUUUUCCCAUCUAUCUCUUUAGUUACCAUGACUACUACUACUCCAGAUGAUGCUUAAAUCCACAAACCCUGUAAAUACCUGAAGAGUUUGAAGAGCACAUUUAAACCAUUUUCUCUGGUACAGUUUUAUAAAAAUUUAUGUACUGUACUAGUUUGCUGUAUUUAACAAAGAUUCUCAUUAUCAAUGAAAAUUUUAAUACUGUAUAAUUAAGAGCUCCUGGUUCUUAUGGCUUCAUGUUUUUGGUGUUCGACUGUACCUCAAUCUUGCAACAGACUCUGAAUGCAUAUGAAUAUUUGAAAAUUCUCAUGGAGUAUUUUAUUGCUGUUUACAUCCUCCUUAACAGUAUGUUUAGUUGAUUUUUGCCAAAUACAUGUAACUUCAGAAACUGAAAGGUGUAAAUGAGGAUGGUUAUCCUAAAGCUCACCAGCUUACCACAAAUCAAACAUCAGUGCACUCUGUUGGAUUUGGCCAAGCCAUGGCUUGGGAACUGCAUGUUACUGAUUUGCCUAGUCAAUGCAGCUCUAUAAGACAGUGUUAAGAGAUAGUAAUCCUGGAUAUUAUCUCACAAGCCACAGUGAAUAAGUAAACGAGUUAGACCAAGCUAUGGCUUGGCCCUAUCUGCUCUCUAUAAACCAAAAUGAAUUUAGACACACAUGAUAAUCAAAACUUUUGCCUCCUUGCAUACUGCAAUAAUAACAUAAUCCAUAGAAAUAUAAUGGAUGUAUUCUUAAGUUUAAUAUUUUCACCAUUUAGAAUUUUUGCUUUUCCAUAAGCUUAGAUGUCUUCUUAAAUUGGAUAAACAGUAAAGAAUGGGAUUUAAAUUUAAUUUUCUAAAUACGUAAUUCAAGCAAUAUAAAUUGUGUAUAACACAAUGGUCAAUAAAGGUAAGUUUUGGCUUUCAGUAUGGGUUAGCAAGUCUUAACAAUUUAGAAAACCACUUUUAUACUUAUAUUUGAUCUUUAUAUUAUGGAAUGAAUAAGUCAUGUAGUAAAGAAGAUUUUUACAUUAGUAUCUAUAUUUUAUGAAACUUCUUUUCCUCAAUAUGUGCAAUAAAAAGAAAAGUAUUGUGUGUGCUAAUGUUCUAUAAGAGAUUUUUACAAGUGUUGUGAAAUAGUAUUAAUUGUCAAUAAUGAAAGAUCCCUGAAAAUCUCUAGUCAUUAAGUGUAGUGUACUAUAUGUAUUACUAGACUAUGGCCACCUUACGAUACAGUAUUUUUUGACAGUUGUAGUUCAUAAGAAAGUGUAUUACUGAAUAUUCUAUUCUGUUAUCAUCAUAGGGAUCAUACGCUAUCCGGAAAAAGAGAGGUAAUCACCUCGGGUAACAGGCAGGAAGAGAACCCAUAGCCAGCCAGUCAUGAUUUUUGCAAGGGGUAAUGGGGUUUGAUCCAAGGAGGGAGAGGAUGACUCCUAUUACUAGAUGUUCUGAUGGUGCCUUUAUAUUACCAGUAUAACUAAUUUGUAGUUAAUUAUUGAUCAUUUAGGUUAGUUCAUAAGAGAUUCUUACCAAAAUUCAAAGCAUGCAUGUUAGACUUAUUGAAUGAUUGUAAGAAUGUUUCUUAGUGAUAUUUUUAUGACUUUCAAUACUAUUACUCCACAUUACUAAAUAAUGUUGACAAAUUAUACAGUACUGUGCUUUUAUAUUUAAGAUAUAAAAGAUUUAUACAUAUGUAUACAAGCAGAAGAUUUAUACACAAGCAUAUUUAUACACACACAAAAUAUAGUAGUGUACACACUAUUUACACACAUACAAGUAAAAGAUCUAUGCAUGUACAAGUAAUAGAUUCACACACAGAAGCAGAACGCUUGUAAACAUGCAAGCAUAAUAUUUACACACGAAAGCAAAGCAAAACAUCCAAUAAAUUAGCACUCAAAUUUGCAAGUAUGAAUCCAACCACACUUGAGCUUUUAGCCCUCCUCAUGUCAUCAUUGUAAGUUAUGGAAGACUGUUCUUAACAGUUGGUAUAUAUUCAUUACACUGGAAAUACUCGUGGUCCUUUGGAAAGGCACCUGUUGCACUCUGCAAGGGUUGCCAAGUCGGGCUGACUGCCCAAGAUCUUUUCGUAGAUUGCUAUUUAUCAGAGAGCACAUCACCCUUAUUUUCAUUUUCUUGCCGUGCUUAUGCUAUCUCUUGUCCUAUCUAGAAGUACAGUACUGUGCCAUUUUUUAUGCAGAUUCUGUCAGUAGCUAUUUAUCAACAGUUGAUCUAAACACCAACUUUGAAUACUUCAUCCCUGCACUCUGCUUUUCUUUCUAAUUGUUUUCCUAUAUGUAUUUUCCACAGCUCACAUUCUUCAGGUUUAUGAUCCCGUCCACCGUGCAAUACUGAAUGACCUCCAUGGGCUUAAUGCUUUUCACUGACAUUAUUUCUGUAUCAUAACUAAUUGCACUUUGUGAUGAAUGAACAAAAGCCUCAGAAACUCAUAUACACUCUUUUAGACUAGCAAUAACUUUACAAUAGAGCCAUCUUAUAUUUUAGUGGCCCAUUAACACUUGCUGUAAGGUCUUGCAUAAAAUCUUACUUUCAUAGGGAAGGGGGUAAAAUACUGAAGCUGGGGCUAAGCUUUAAAAUCAGUUUAUACCAAAGAAAAAAUUUAAUAUAUGGAGGUUAUCUUCCUCUGACAGUUGUCAAUUGUUGUUGUUGUUAUUAAUUAUAUUAAUAUUAUUAUGGCUAAGCACUAAUUUUGUAGGGGUCAUACAGCACUUGCAAAAUAAAAGCUAAUUAAGUAGAUCCAGAGAAAGCUAGCUGAUAUUACUUUUUUUUUUUUUGUUGCACUUACAUUCUACAUUAUUUAAUUUCUGAAACUGUUUUGUUCAUACCACCUGACAAACAAGAUCAUUAUUCUUAUAUUUAUGGGGAGGUGCUGACCUAGGGCAGGGGUGGGGAACCUGCACCCUUAAGGCCACACGUGGCCUUCUAGGGCAUUAAGUGCAGCCUUCUGAAUGAAUUAUUUUUUCUUGAAGUUAUUAUAUAAUUAACUUUUUACAAAAUAACAAACAUUUUGCAGUAUAUCUUAAUCAAAAUUUCUUGAAUGUGGCCUUAUUAGAUUACAGCUAACUUUAAUGCAGCUUUCAAACAUAAAAAUGUUCCCCAUCCCUGCUCUUGGGGGGGGGGGGGUCAUACAGCACGUGGGAUGUGGGAGAGGGUGAUUAUAAUGAGGUCUGAUAUGAGAAAGGAAACAGCUUCAAUUCCCUGGAGCAAGUCUCUCUCACUUGAAGGGAAACCCAAGUAUAAUGUUUGACAUGUCUUUACCUGCUGUAUGUAGUGAUGUGGCUCAAUGUUUGCUCUCUUAUUCAUUACAAAAGAGGAAAUGUUAUGUUAGUUUUCUAUCAAAAUUUUAUUUGGCUUUAUAAUCUCAGAGGGUUAGUAACUCAAGGAAACCAAUCACUAUGGUUCAUUUCCAGUAGGGUUCAUUUUGAGUUUUUCCCUCAGGCAAGACCCACAACACUUGACUCGCUCCUAGGUAUCUAUUUACUACUAGGUAACGGGUAGGUGUUAUAUAAUUUAGUACUAGACAUUGUUCUGGAGGCAAUGACACUAAAAUUAUAUUUAAUAUUUGUUUUAAAUCCUAAAUGUAAUGAUAAUAUUCAACUUUAGGAUCAUGAAAAAAUAAAAGUAGCUGGAAAUAAUAAUAAGCCAGUCUACUAAUUGGUGAAAA
Molecule: messenger RNA, 10625 nt
Organism: Cherax quadricarinatus
Lineage: Eukaryota; Metazoa; Arthropoda; Malacostraca; Decapoda; Parastacidae
Source: RefSeq, a predicted model, not a curated record